AAAGCAGAAACAUCUCCCUUCACCACCUUUUGCCAGCUUUUCAUGCUUCACUGUAGCAUUUCCCAUUGCCCUCAAGUUUUCUAUUUCCAUCUCCUAAUUCUUUGUUCCUGGAGGGAUUUGGUGGUUCACUGUUCCAAACCUUGCGUAAAAAUCAGAUUUUGAUGCAAAGGCGGCCCUGAAACCAACUGGAUCGGCAAUAAAAAUCUGUUUUUUACUCCCAAAUUUGUGUUCUCAUGGGGGUUUAGAUAGCGCCUGCACCUGUCCGUUAGGGGAUGCCAAUCUCUGAUUUGGAGGAUCUUUCUUGUGAGUGCUGUUUUCUUCUUGUAAUCUACUUGAUAUCGGUAAAGAUUACUGACCGUGAGUGCAAUCUUCUUCUCAGUUUCUCUUCUCUGAGAUGAUUUGAUGGAGUUCUUGACUCGCCAUUCGCGCUGAACUCGGAAUGGCGCUGAGAAUUUUGAUCAAAAUCCAAUCUUUAUUUCUCCUGCUUGGCUUCGUCUCGGUCGCCUUCGGCGACACAGACCCUGGUGACUACAAGAUUCUUGAUGAGUUCCGGAAGGGGAUGACCAACGCGGAGCUCCUCAAAUGGCCCGACGACAACGAAGACCCGUGCGGGCCUCCGCGGUGGCCCUACGUCUUCUGCUCCGGCUCUCGCGUCACCCAGAUCCAAGCCAAAAACCUGGGACUCGUCGGCACGCUCCCUCCGGACUUCAACAAGCUCUCCAUGCUCGCCAACAUCGGCCUCCAAGGGAACAACUUCACCGGAACCCUGCCGUCUUUCAAGGGGUUGGCCAGUUUGCAGUACGCCUACCUCGACAACAACCAGUUCGACACGAUCCCCCUCGACUUCUUCGUCGGACUCGAUAGCUUGCAGGUUCUCGCUCUCGACAGGAUCCCUCUGAAUCGAAGCACGGGGUGGAUGGUGCCGGCCGACUUGGCGAACUCUGCUCAGCUGACGAACCUGUCCCUGUCGAACUGUAACCUCGCCGGUCCGCUGCCGGAUUUCAUCGGGAACAUGCGUUCCUUGCUCGUCCUCAAGCUGUCCUACAACCGCCUCACCGGUGAGAUUCCGGCUAGUUAUUCCGGCUUGCCGUUGCAGAUCCUGUGGCUGAACAGCCAGCAGGCGCCGGGGUUGUCGGGCUCCCUCGGCGUUGUUGCCUCCAUGACCUUCCUGACUGAUGCGUGGCUUCACGGGAACCAGCUCUCGGGGACCAUCCCGAGCUCCAUUUCCGCCUUGACCUCCUUGAACCGGCUGUGGCUCAACAACAACCAGCUCGUCGGACUCGUCCCUGCCAACCUGACGAGUUUGCCGCAGCUCCAGUCGUUGCACCUCGACAACAACGCGUUCAUGGGACCGAUCCCCAAGGUGAGCUUCAGCGAUUUCACGUACGCUAACAACCCGUUCUGUCAUCCUACACCGGGAGUUGCCUGCCCGCCGGACGUUGCGGCUCUCCUGGGUUUCCUCGACGGCGUCGGCUACCCUAUGAGGCUCGCGAGGUCUUGGUCUGGGAACGAUUCUUGCACCGGCUCGUGGUUGGGAGUGUCCUGUGCCAGCGGCAAGAUUGCCAUCAUCAAUCUGCCAAACUUCCAUUUGAAUGGUACGCUCAGCCCGUCGCUUGGGGAAUUGGAUUCACUCGUUAAGAUAGCGUUGGGAGGCAACAAUCUCAAUGGCACGAUUCCUUCCAGCCUGACGAGGUUGAAAUCAUUGAGAUCGUUGGAUCUGUCUUCGAACAACCUCUCACCUCCCGUUCCUCAAUUCCCCGCUGGCGUGACAGUCGUUCUGGAUGGGAAUAAGAUGUUGGGUACCUCUACUCCUCCCGGUGGCGAUGCCCCACCGAAAUCACCUGCCUCUUCUGGUGCUUCCUCUUCCUCUUCCAGCUCAAAAACUCUGCUUGUUAUCGUUCCGAUUGCUGUUGUCGUCAUAAUCGUCCUCCUGGCCGUUCUGUUUCUUCUCUGGCGGAAGAAGCGGAAGACGAAGGCGCCGACUGGAAUUGUCAUUCAACCCAGAGACUCUUCCGCUGACCGAGACAACUUCGUCAAGAUCGCGAUCGCCAGCAAUGGCAACAUCAGCGCAUCCGCAAGUGAGCUCCGCAGCAUGAACAGCAGCAGCACAGGGGAGACGCACGUGAUCGAGGCAGGGAACAUGGUGAUAUCGAUCCAGGUUCUUCGAGCUGCCACGGGAAACUUCGCCCCGGAGAACGUGCUUGGCCGGGGAGGGUUCGGCGUGGUCUACAAGGGCGAGUUGCACGAUGGGACGACGAUAGCGGUGAAGAGAACAGAGUCGGCAAGGGUAGGCAACGAGGCCUUGGGCGAGUUCCAAGCAGAGAUCGCCGUGCUGUCCAAGGUUCGCCACCGCCACCUGGUGUCCAUCCUGGGUUACUCCGUGGAGGACAACGAGAGGCUGCUGGUGUACGAGUACAUGCCUCAGGGGGCUCUGAGCAAGCAUCUCUUCCACUGGAAGCAGCUGGGACUGGAGCCAUUGUCGUGGAAGAAGCGGCUUAACAUUGCACUGGAUGUCGCCAGAGGAAUCGAGUACCUCCAUAACUUUGCUAAGGAGUGCUUCAUCCACAGGGAUCUGAAGUCAGCAAACAUACUUCUCGGCGACGACUACCGAGCCAAGGUUUCAGAUUUCGGACUCGCCAAGCUUGCCCCCGACGGGAAGAACUCUGUGGCCACCAGACUCGCCGGCACUUUUGGGUAUUUGGCUCCAGAAUAUGCUGUGACAGGGAAGGUAACGACGAAGGUCGACGUCUUCAGCUUCGGGGUGGUGUUGAUGGAGCUACUGACCGGUUUAAAGGCACUGGACGAGGACCGCCCGGACGAGAGCCGCUACUUGGCCUUCUGGUUCGGCAAGAUGAAGAACACGAGAGAGAAGCUCGAGAGCAUCGUGGACCCGUCGCUGGCGGUGACGGAGGAGACCCUGGAGAGCAUCUGCGUCAUGGCGGAGCUGGCGGGGCACUGCACCGCUCGGGACCCACACCAGCGGCCGGACAUGGGGCACGCGGUGAACGUGCUGGCGCCGCUGGUGGAGAAAUGGAGCCCCGUCGAUGGGGACGAGCCGGAUGACUACCUGGGGAUCGACCUCGACCAGCCGCUUCUCCAGAUGGUGCAGGGGUGGCAGGCGGCGGACGGCGCUGCUUCGGGCGUCGUUUCUUUGAGCGUUGACUGCAGCAAGAUCAGCAUCCCGGCGAGGCCGUCGGGGUUCGCGGAGUCCUUCACCUCCGCAGACGGCCGGUGAGCGACGAAAUGAUGCCAUGUUGCUUUCUUGGAUCUCUGCUUCUGAUAUUGCUUCGAAGACGGAAGUCAGCUCAGUGAUCUCUUUAUAGUCCCAUUUGUUUAAUCUCUGUAGAGAGAGCUCUUUUGGAUUCUGCUUUCUUACAUUUGCUUUGAGAACAAUCCUUGCUUUUCCUCAUCUUUUCGUGAUAUAUAUAUAUA
Musa acuminata subsp. malaccensis (wild Malaysian banana) is the source of this 3432-nucleotide messenger RNA. The record is from RefSeq and is a predicted model, not a curated record. NCBI's taxonomy places the organism in Eukaryota, Viridiplantae, Streptophyta, Magnoliopsida, Zingiberales, Musaceae.